AGAGGGGUGGAAUUAUGACGUUUCCCAACUUCCCAAAUUCAAAUAAAAUUGUUCAUGAUUAGGAAUAUCAUAUUUAAAAAUAUGGCGAGGAAAAAGUGAGGUGAAAGGAUUUUGGCGAUGGAGUUCGCCGAAUUGAUAAUUACACCGAAAUUGGACGGAGUUAUUCUUCACAGCCCUUUUAUUGACCCUGUAGAUGGAACUCUUUGUAUAACGGGGCACCAUCUGAUCCUCUCUUCCAGAAAAGAAGAUGUUCAGGAAUUAUGGCUUUUACACCAGUGCAUUGAUUCAGUGGAAAAGAAACAAUCUAGCAACAACACAUCAGCUCAAAACGGUGGCUCAAUUAUACUGAGAUGCAAAGAUUUCAGAACCCUUCAAUUAGAUAUUGCUCACACAGAUGAUUUUCACAAUAUAUUCUUGUCAAUUCAACGCCUGUCCAAUUUAGAAAAGCCUGAACUGCUGUAUCCUUUCUUUUACAGGCCAAUGUACAAUAUUCUAGAAGAAGGUUACACACUUUUUGAACCAGAAAUAGAGUUUGCAAAGCUACUAGCUGGUGAAGAGUGGAGAGUUUCAUAUGCCAACAAAAACUAUUCUAUAUGUAGCACUUAUGGCAGUACCUUAAUUGUCCCCAAAUCUAUAGAUGAUGAUACCAUCAUUGCUAGUGGAAAUUUCAGGGAUGGAGGAAGAUUUCCUAUACUUAGCUACAGACAUGAAAAUGGUACUAUACUACUUAGAAGUGGUCAGCCAAUGUUGAACAAUGCUAAUAGAAGAUGCAAAGCUGAUGAAAAAAUAUUAAAUGCUGUUCUUGGGCCAUACAAAAAAGGCUACAUCAUAGAUAUGAGGAGCCCUAGCUAUAUAAGUAAUUGUAAGGGAAAAGGUGGUGGUACAGAACCAGAUAGUUAUUAUAACCAGUGGAAAAAAGUAUUCAAGCCAUUGGAUAAGAUCUCAAAGUGUGAUGGUUCUGUAAUGGAGCAUUUAUCAAAAUUUAUAGAAGCCUGUAAUGAGGGAAAUUCAAGCUCAGACAAAUGGUUAUCACGUAGCAGUAGCUGGUUUAUGCACAUACAGAAUGUCCUGAAUGCAGCUUGCUUGGUAGCACAAUGUUUGGACAAAGAUGGUGCUUCUGUGCUGGUCCAUGGCUCUAGUGGCCAAGAUAGCACUCUAAUUGUUACUUCAAUAGCUCAAGUGAUACUUAACCCUGAUUGUAGAACAGUCAGAGGUCUGCAGGCAUUAAUAGAACGGGAGUGGUUACAAGGGGGCCAUCCUUUCCAAACUAGGCACCAAAAAUUGUGUUUUUCAAAUGCAAGGUUGAAAGGCUCUCAGCCAACAUUUCUGAUUUUUUUAGACUGUGUUCAGCAACUCUACUAUCAGUUCCCAUGCAGUUUUGAGUUUAAGACUGAUAUGCUCAUUUUGUUGUUUGAACACUCUUAUUUCAGUCAGUUUGGCACAUUUUUAGGCAACUGUGAAUCAGAGAGAGUUCAUAUUGAAUUGUUCAGGAAAACAACAAGUCUCUGGUCAUAUUUGAACAGACCAGAUGUUCUCACCUCUCUAUUGAAUCCUAUCUAUGAGCCUAAUAAAUCUCCAAUAUGGCCUAGUGUUGCCCCAGUUAGUAUUAAUUUUUGGGGUGACCUCUAUUUCAGGUGGAUAAUAGAUCAACAGCAACAGAAGAAAACUUUGGCAAAAGUACAAAAACUUGUACAGCACAGUAAAGAUCUCAGAAGCACAGCUUUAAAAUUGAGGAAACAGCUUUUAGACAAAGUGAAAGAGUAUCAAUGUAUCACUGAAGAGUUGAAAGAGGAAGAUGAAUGAAAUUUGCAGAAAGUCAAUUGCUUGGGAGAUUCCAUAUAAUGAGAUUAAAAAUGACAUUUAAAUUCAAGAUGCUCACAUCCUCAAUAGAAAAAUCACUGAUAGUCAAUUUAAGUACCAUUCCAUCUAGAAUAGUUUAAUGAUAUUUCAUGACAUAGUCAAUUUGAUGUACUUUCUUUUAUUGAGCUUGAUUCAACUAUCCAA
Phaedon cochleariae (mustard beetle) is the source of this 2004-nucleotide messenger RNA. NCBI's taxonomy places the organism in Eukaryota, Metazoa, Arthropoda, Insecta, Coleoptera, Chrysomelidae. The record is from the annotation of a GenBank genome assembly.